UAUUUUAGGUAAAAUGAACUAUCGGAUUAUUCUAUGACGCCAUGCAUCUGAUACUAGCUGUGGUCAAAUGAACUCUUGGAUUAUACUGUGUCGGAAUCUGAUACUAGCUGUGAUUUGUGCCAAUAUAUCAGCAUUGCAUUGAAAAAUUAAAGAUGUGAUAAAUUGAUUCCUAAACGACGAUCAUCGCUAAAGUAGACAAGAAGUGAUAGAGAAAUCAUUGUAAUGACGCUAUCAUUACACUCUUCGUUUAUAUUGUAAAAUCAGGAAAUGAUUUAAUUUGAGACUUAGAUAAGACAUUUACUACGAGAUGAGUCUGCCCCCUAACAAUUACGAGAUGGGAAGUUAUUAUGUUGGAUCAUACAACCAUACCAGUAUGAAUGAUACAAAAAUUCCAGUGAUGGUGCUAUAUAAUAAAACUGACGAUUACUAUCAAGGAUUUAUGCCACCGCCACCACCGAGUCAGCUGUUGUUAGAUAUAAUGGAAUUUAACCGAUGGGCGUUUUUAUUCAUCAUAAUUUUUGGAGUAAUUGGGAAUGUAGUGAGUUUUUAUAUAUUUACAAAGUCAAAACUGCGAAAAGUAUCAACGUCUAGAUAUUUUUCAGCAAUAUCAAUCGUAGAUAUUGGAUACUUAUUGUCAACAUUGUGUACAAAUUUGACAAAGUGGGGAGUAAGUGUGUACCACGUGCACGGCCUGUGUCCGUUGAUUAUGUAUGUUAAUCAUAUUUGUACGUUUUUGUCGAUAUGGUAUGUGGCUUCACUUGUUAUAGAGAAAUUCAUUGGAUUAUAUUGGCCAUCAAAGAAGGCCCAUUUUUGUACUGUUUUCCGUGCUAAAUGUGUAAUCAUCGGAUUAGCGAUUCUUGCCGUUGUCUGUUAUCAUUAUGUUACAUGGACUGUUGGGUCAGAUUACCCUUACAUGUAUUGCUACCCAUGGCCAGAGAAUGAGUUAUUUGAAACAUGGAACAAAUUGAAUAAAGUUGAUGCGGUUGUGGUCUCGGUGAUUCCGUAUGUGCUAAUAUUUUGUCUUUCGUGCCUUAUAGGUGUCAAAACAUGGCAAUUUUAUAAAAGAAAUAGAUCAACAGGUUUUAGAUUACACAGACGUCAAACAGCAUAUGUGCCGCAGGAUAAGGAAUACAAAACAUCAGGGUUACUCUUGUUAGUGGCCUACGUUACAUUUUUUCUCAGUAUUACAAACGGAGUGUUCCGAGUGCUUAUGAUAAUGCAGCCCCCAGAAAUGAUUUUAAUUGCACAAUUGUUUCAAACAAUUUCAUAUUCUAUCAAACCAAUACUGUAUAUCUUAGGGUCAAGGCCAUAUAGAAAAGAGAUUUGGAGAGCGCUGAAACAAACUUUCAUAUGUAAAAGAUUAUUUCGAAGUUCUUCUCUCUCUGAAAUGCAAACAGUUAGUCAACAAACUGACAAUGGAAGAGCAAUAGAGAUUGUUAUUGAGAAAACCAUGUAAUGUCGCACCAUUGUGUCUUGAGAUCAACUCUCGUCUUUCAUAUCACGCCUAGCCACUCACCGGUGAUUUGUCAUACAAUAAAUCAAAGGAAUGCAGACAAAACCAUUAAAAAACAUGUAUAUCGUUUGCAUAACAGUUUUAUGAGAUCAGCGAUCACGUCGGGAAAGUUCUCAGUCAACUUUCCUAAUAGUUUUAUAAAAUAAUUAUUUUAUCACCAAAUAUCUGUAUGAUAUCCGUCUAGAUAAGUCUAUUAUGUAGAAUAUAUAACUCUUAAAAUUCCUGUAUUCUCUGUACUUGCUGUCUACCAUGGAAUAGAUACGACAUAACACAGACAAAAAAAAUGAGUAAUACUAUUAUCUUGUAAAUAAAUCAUUAUCAAUCUAU
Molecule: messenger RNA, 1840 nt
Organism: Mytilus trossulus (common blue mussel)
Lineage: Eukaryota; Metazoa; Mollusca; Bivalvia; Mytilida; Mytilidae
Exons: 4
Coding region: 308-1456 (382 amino acids)
Biological process (GO): G protein-coupled receptor signaling pathway
Cellular component (GO): plasma membrane
Molecular function (GO): G protein-coupled receptor activity
Source: RefSeq, a predicted model, not a curated record